This is a messenger RNA of Salvia splendens (bonfire salvia), 904 nucleotides long. RefSeq lists its product as uncharacterized. NCBI's taxonomy places the organism in Eukaryota, Viridiplantae, Streptophyta, Magnoliopsida, Lamiales, Lamiaceae. The record is from RefSeq and is a predicted model, not a curated record. Gene Ontology annotation, biological process: photosystem I assembly; response to photooxidative stress. Bases 139 to 711 code for a protein of 190 amino acids. The transcript has a single exon. Gene Ontology annotation, cellular component: chloroplast thylakoid membrane.
GCUGCGAGUGGGAAAUUCGUAAGCUGCAGUCUCCCCAACUCGCCACGCGAGUCGAAGCAGAAGAAGAAGCGCAAGAACCAGCAGUCGCCCCUGGCACGACAGCAGUCCGUGGCGCUCGGCAAUCUUGAGCGGCUGCGGAUGCAGAGGAGCAAGUCGUGCGGAGAGGGAAGGGCCUCCCAGCCGUCCAUGGACCUGGACCUAUGGCACCGUGGUGAGAUGAAAGCAGAAGGGGGAGGAGGCGGCGGCGAGGGUGAAGUCAAGGCCAAGGGCAAGGGAGAAGACAAAUUCAAAUGCGGGACUUGCUUGUUCCUCCCAGGUUUAGGCAAGGGGAAAGCUGCCAUGCGGAAGGUGGCGGGCGAGCACGUGCACGAGCAGGCGGACGUAGUAUCCCAAAGAGUCUCUCUCGAAAAAUUCGAAUGCGGGUCAUGGAGAUUGUCGGCCAUCAUAAACUCCCCAGACGGCAAUGGAGAUGAUGCUGCUGCUUCCAAUCUCUUCUUCGAUCUCCCGUUGGAGCUGAUGCGAUGCGCCAGUGUCAAUGACGUGGAAUCCCCGGUCACCAUCGGGUUUCUGUUCGAUGGGAACCGGAAAGCGGUUGCCAAACUCGGGAAAUCGGACGAUUCACGCCAUGUUCGCUUUUCUUCGUCUUCUUCGCCUCGCCUCCGCAAGCAAAGGGAUGAUUUCACUGCCUUCUUAGAAGCACAGAGUGCUUAAUUCUCUAAUCCUUUCGCAUAUUAUACCAAGAGCUCUCUUCCAUUUCGAUAAUUUUGUUCUUUUUUUCCCCCUAAAGUGUGAUGAUUUUUCGUUGUAGAUAUCAUGCAUCUAAUGAACACCACCAAUUACUUUUUUGCAAAUGUAAUACUCCAUAAUUAAAUAAAAGAAUAACGUACAAUGUUACUAAUAACUA